This is a messenger RNA of Suillus bovinus, 914 nucleotides long. RefSeq names its product cytochrome P450. The transcript is spliced from 5 exons. Gene Ontology annotation, molecular function: oxidoreductase activity, acting on paired donors, with incorporation or reduction of molecular oxygen; iron ion binding; heme binding. The record is from RefSeq and is a predicted model, not a curated record. The coding region runs from base 167 to 679 and encodes 170 amino acids. Lineage: Eukaryota; Fungi; Basidiomycota; Agaricomycetes; Boletales; Suillaceae.
CUUCAACAAGAAACGACAGGAUAACCCUCCUCUUCCUCCUGGCCCAGUACCACUCCCACUAUUAGGGAACGUCUUAUCUAUCGACGCUAAGGAGCCUUGGCUGACUUAUACAGAAUGGAGCGCUGUGUAUGGAGAUUUGGUCUUCGUGCGAAGUUUAGACGAGGAAAUGGUCGUGGUCAAUUCUCAGGACAUCGCAGAAGCCUUAUUGGACAAGCGUUCUCGUAUCUACUCCGAUCGACCAUACGUAGCCACAGUCAAGCCAUAUGGCUUGUCGGUCAAUUUUGCAUUUAUAGGUUACGGCGAUGAAUGGCGUCUCUGCCGACGGCUCUUCCAUCAAACUUUCCGUCCCGAGUCUGCAGUAAAAUUUCGCCCAAUGCAGAUCAGGCGGGCUCUUGAGAUUGUCGUCAACCUAAUCGAUGACCCUCAACAUUAUCAUGACCACUUCGCAACAUUCUCGUUGUCUGUUGUGAUGUCGACUGUAUAUGACUACAAUAUUAGUGCUCGUGAUGAUCCUAUGGUGCAGAUUGUGAUAAAGGCGCUGAUUCCAGGCUUGACCUUGAUCACCUCGGAGAGAGUAUUGAUGCUCAAGACAUUCCCCUUCUGUGAGCUCAACUUUCUUAGAUGUGACAGCAUUAACACGACACGCACUUUUGUGAAAUGUAGUACUAAAGUUACCUGACUGGUGCUGGGGAUCCUCGAUCAAGCGUGGUGCUCGAGCCUCGACCGAGCGCAUGAAUGAAAUGGCCAACGUGCCAUUUCGAUACGUGCAACAGCACAUGGCCGACAGCUCAUUCCUCGCUCAAUCUUCAAUGGUCGCUGAAAAUUUGCGACGGAUGGAGACGCAAGAAGAGGCAUUCAAACCUGCAUUCUCGAAUGCCUUAAAGAAAGCAGCUACUACUGCUAUUAUAGGUAAG